AAGUAACUAGUCUCAUAAGAAAUGGAGAAACACCAAAGCAUAACUCCAAUAUUUAUCAAUUAACGUUUUGAUUAAUUAACCUUAUUUAUUCCCAUGAAAAAACUUGACCUUACUUCGUUUGUACAGGGGAAAUAACAAUGGAGUUUAAAUUUCUAAUUUCCCGGACAAUCCGCCUAAUCCUUACAACUACACUGGAGACGUGACUAGCAGCACAAUAUAUUCGGACUUUGGGACGAGGGUGAGGAUGAUCGAAUAUGGUGAAGGAGUUGAGAUCAUCUUCCAAGGAACCAACAUCAUCACACCUGAGAACCAUCCAAUGCAUCUGCAUGGUUUCAGCUUCUAUUUGGUUGGAACUGGUUCUGGAAAUUUUAACAGUACAACAUCACCCAAGACCUACAAUUUGGUUGAUCCCCCAGAAGUUAACACCAUUGGAGUUCCAAAGAAUGGAUGGGCAACCAUCAGGUUUAAAGCCGAUAAUCCUGGAGUAUGGUUUAUGCAUUGCCAUUUGGAAAGACAUACCAGCUGGGGAAUGGAUACUGUGCUCAUAGUUAGGAAUGGAAAUACCACAGAAACCAGCAUUCGCCCACCGCCUGCUCAUAUGCCUCCUUGCUCCAAGUCUUAG
Molecule: messenger RNA, 622 nt
Organism: Malus domestica (apple)
Lineage: Eukaryota; Viridiplantae; Streptophyta; Magnoliopsida; Rosales; Rosaceae
Product: putative laccase-16
Molecular function (GO): oxidoreductase activity; copper ion binding
Source: RefSeq, a predicted model, not a curated record